Molecule: messenger RNA, 956 nt
Organism: Zea mays
Lineage: Eukaryota; Viridiplantae; Streptophyta; Magnoliopsida; Poales; Poaceae
Product: 60S ribosomal protein L13-2
Biological process (GO): translation
Cellular component (GO): cytosolic large ribosomal subunit; ribosome
Molecular function (GO): RNA binding; structural constituent of ribosome
Source: RefSeq, marked validated
AGGGUUCGCGGAUCCCCCACGACACCUAUAAGCACCAACCCUAGCCCAAAACCCCGCUUCCACUUCACAGCCUCUCCGCCUCCGCUCCUCGCGCCGCCGCCGCGUCUCCUCCUGUACAGGUAAGGAGAGGAAGAGGGCGAAAUGGUGAAGCACAACAACGUCAUCCCCAACGGGCACUUCAAGAAGCACUGGCAGAACUAUGUCAAGACAUGGUUCAACCAGCCCGCCCGCAAGCAGAGGCGCCGCAUCGCUCGUCAAAAGAAGGCUGUGAAGAUAUUCCCCCGCCCGACUGCUGGUCCUCUACGCCCCAUUGUUCAAUGCCAGACUUUAAAGUACAACAUGAAGUCAAGGGCUGGGAGAGGCUUUACCCUUGAGGAGCUGAAGGCUGCUGGCAUCCCAAAGAAGCUUGCUCCAACCAUUGGUAUUUCUGUUGAUCACCGCCGCAAGAACAAAUCCCUUGAGGGACUGCAGGCCAAUGUCCAGAGGCUUAAGACAUACAAGGCCAAGCUGGUUAUCUUCCCAAGGCGUGCACACAAGGUUAAGGCUGGUGACUCUACUCCAGAGGAGCUUGCCACCGCUACCCAGGUCCAGGGUGACUACAUGCCAUUUACUCGUGGUGAGAAACGUUCAGUUGAGGUUGUGAAGGUCACAGAUGAGAUGAAGUCAUUUGCUGCCUAUGGCAAGCUCCGCCUUGAGCGGAUGAACAAGAAACAUCUUGGUGCCCGCCAGAAGAAGGCAGCUGAGGCAGAGAAGGAAGAUAAGAAGUGAAGCGGUUGAAGAUAGUACCCUGUUUUGUUCUAUUCAGUCAUUAGUGAAUGCUACUACUUAAAGUGCUUGUUCUAUGUUUUUUUUGCGGUAAUGGAAAUAGAGCCCAGACAAACAUUUUGGUGUCCUACUGUUUGAUGCCUUGUACUUGUUUGCGAACUCAGCUAUCUAAUGGGUUAUUGGAUUCUUGC